AGCAACUACAAAUAUCCUCAGCCCAACCAUCCAGUAACCCACCUUAACUGGGCCUGCACACCUUGAUCUCUUCAUACUUCUCACUUUCCCACAACUUCAGGCCUACAUCCUCCAUCUUCUUCAAACAAACAAACAAAAAAACAAAAAAACAAAAAAAAUGUAAAACUCAGUCACAGCAGAAAAUACAGUAGUAUAAAUAUCAAAUUACUUCUCAAUUCAAAUUUCAGUAUAAAAAAACUCACUCAAACAAAAAUGGAGGGAAAACGUUCAACUCCCAAACCCAGCGAUUUGCUUCAGAAAAUUCGAGAUUUUACUUGCACGAUUCUCGUAGAUCUUUGCAAUGGUAAAUCUCCGGUGGUUUUGAUCAAUAAAUUCAGAACUUAUUGCACGAAUUCUGCUGAAAAUUGUUUCUGCAACUCCAGCUUGCCUGUAGGAACAGAGGCACUUACCCUGCUAAGGCAACCACAUGCUCAUAGGAUAGAUGUUCUGCUAAGGGUGUUGCUAAUUGUCCAGCAGCUUCUACAAGAAAACAAACAUGCAUCAAAACGCGAUAUAUAUUAUACAUAUCCAUCCUUAUUUUCAGAUCAGUCUGUUGUAGAUCGGGCCAUAAAUGAUAUAUGUAUAAUCCUGGAGUGUAGUCGCCACAAUUUAAAUGUAGUGUCUGUUGCUAAAGGGUUAGUGAUGGGCUGGAUAAGGUUUUCUGACGAGGGAAAGAAAUCUGAUUGUAUAGCUAGUCCUAACACUGCUCAUCCCAUUCCUGUCCAAGUUGAAGAAGUUAAAAAUAUCCUUAGUUUUGCUGAAUACAUCUUAGUUGUUGAGAAGGAGUCAGUUUUCCAGCGACUGGCAAAUGAUCAAUUUUGCAGCUUCAACCGAUGCAUUGUUAUUACUGGACGAGGAUACCCAGAUGUUCCUACAAGAAGAUUCUUGCGCCUCCUUACCGAGAAGUUGUACAUACCUAUAUAUUGCUUGGUGGAUUCUGAUCCAUAUGGGUUUGACAUCUUGGCCACUUAUCGAUUUGGCUCUCUGGAAAUGGCAUACGAUGCACAGUUUCUGCGCGUACCAGAUAUCCGCUGGCUUGGUGCUUUUAUAUCCGACUCUGAGAAGUAUGCACUUCCUUCACAAUGUCUCCUUCCCUUGACAACUGAAGAUAAGAAGAGAAUUGAAGCACUGCUACAUAGAUGUUAUCUGCAGCAUGAUGAUCCACAUUGGAGACUAGAGCUAGAGAGGAUGCAAGAAAAAGGUGUGAAGUUUGAGAUUGAAGCAUUGUCUGUCCACUCACUUUCCUUUUUGUCAAAGGAGUACUUGCCUUCAAAAAUCCAAGGUAUAUCGGAAAUGGACCGUUUGAUGGAUUGUUGACGUACUAUUCUUCCUUGUCUCCAUUUCUGUUGCAAACAGGCAUGCAAGAUGAGACAUUAGUCUCGAUCAAAUUUAAUUCACUUCACCAUUGUCGCGGGGAACCAAAUUACUAAUAACGUAAAGCUACAGAAGAUGGUGAAAGUGAAAGCAAUUGAGGACUUAACCAGACAACUACAAAGAUGAGAUGGAUUCUUCAGCCACCUGUGCUAUACGAAGGGCUUAAAACACCUGGGAUGUAUGUGAAUUGACGAAACUACCCUUUGGUUAUUAUGAAAUGUGGAGGCUAUUGAAGGCUUCUAUAAAACACCCAAAAGUACAUCUUUCGUGGAUCAUUGUGAUGUAAGAUUUGUAUGUCAUAUGAUGUUGGUCAUUUUGUUAUUUACACAAUUUUUCAUCUAUAGAUUAGAUAUCAUUACACUUUCUGGUAAGAGUUACCUUCAUGUUUACCGCCCUUAGCGUCUAGUUGCUUUCUGGGUACAUUAUUGAAGUUAGGCAUUUAUAUUGGACCAAAAAUUAUGAGACAAGGAGGUGCUUCAUUCUGGGUUGAAAUAUUAAUUGUGCUCACUUUCUCUGUAAUUUUGCUUCUCAUCAUGUCACCUUACUAGGCUUUGCCAACAUCCUGAAGUUGGGGUAUUUUAGCUGCCUUUCAGGAAAAGGGACGUGUUAAUUGCAAUUUUUGAUGAAUUAGUGUAACGUUGUUCUUACUUUACUUUGAAAUUUAGGAGCUAAAAUCCAAAUACACAUUUUAAGCACUAAUUCUGAUAGUUUUGUCAUACUUACAUAAGAAGAUGACAACUUUAUUCCUCAAUAAAAUUUGUGGGAUCUUUUUUUGCAAACAAUGUCAAUAAUGUUACCAAUAAUUGCUUAACUUUCUAGGUAGAAUAGUUUUUGCCUUAUGGUAUGCUAGGAAGUUUUGGAUUUUGGUCUAACAUACUAGUUCAUGUUGCUUAUUAUCUUGUCACCUUCUGCAAUCAGUUACCAACUAUGAUGACCUAUCCAUUGAUUAUUAAGCAGGACUUUCAUAGUCUGAUCAAUAGUUCAAUUCUUAUUUUCUACUCAUCCCUAUGAUUAUAUGAGGAGUGGUCGUUGGCCCAACGAAGGCAGUAAUCUGAAGCAUGCUUGAAUCUUGAUAGUUGAAAGGCUAAGAUAGAGGUGGCUAUGGGGUGAGCUAUGACGGGUUGAUCGAACUAGAUACACCAGCAUAGCCAAUUACCGAUUUGGGUGAUCAUGUUAUUUUUUUAAAAAAAAUUGGCUUAAAAUAUAUGGGUGAACCAGAUUAGGUUAGAUUGGACUAGGGGAAUAUACUAGGGGAUCAAGAGCUUGACCAACGGCGCACUAGCUGGGUGAACAAAUGUAGGUCGGUGUUGACCAGGCCUAAUCCUGAUCCUAGUCUAGAUUGUUAGAGACAUAUGGAUUCGAGUCGAAGUGAGUGUUAUUAUAUAUGCAGUUGGUUUGAUUCAGUCACUACUAUAGGAUUUUAAGGAAGAAGUGAUCUUUUCUUUAUUCUGCUUACUGAUGGUUCUUUUGUUUUUUUUUUUAGUAAGUUUACCCAUAUGUCUCUAGCAUAAUUGACCCGACUAUUAUAACAAGGGUUUUUGUCAAAUUAUGCGUAUUUUUUUAGAUACAAGGGAUUGUGAUAAAUUGACGACUACUUUCAACGAAAAUGGUGUAUUUUAAGAAUAACGUGUUGAAUUUCAAUACUCGGAGAUAUCUGAGGAAAUCUAGAUAGCAAGUAGCGAGCUAAUAAGUUUGUUUUAGACUGGGCAUUUGUAAGCAUAACCUCAUAGGAAUGACGUUUGCUAAUUGCUAUAGUUGGUCUCUUUUUUAUGAACCCCUGGUAGCAACCGGCCAACUUUGUGCUGCAGUGCAAUCCUUAGUAACAGUGUAUAGUUAGCUUAGCUAUGUAGCUUGACUAUAACAACUCCUUUGUUGUAAUUGUAUUAACUUAUUAUGGUUACUAGUUAGAUUAUUAUGAUGCAUUAAACAUCUUGGAAUUAUGCACUUCUAACUUCAACUUGUAAUUAGGCAUCAGUGCUCGUUCUAAUUGUACAGCACAACAAAUUGACAACUCCUAAUAAAAUUCCCCACUAGUUUGGCUGUGAUGUGCAUGCUUAGUAUUGACUCACAGUCAAAGGG
Beta vulgaris subsp. vulgaris (sugar beet) is the source of this 3492-nucleotide messenger RNA. Its product is annotated as meiotic recombination protein SPO11-1. The transcript is spliced from 18 exons. The record is from RefSeq and is a predicted model, not a curated record. Gene Ontology annotation, cellular component: nuclear chromosome. Gene Ontology annotation, biological process: meiotic DNA double-strand break processing; meiotic DNA double-strand break formation; reciprocal meiotic recombination. Gene Ontology annotation, molecular function: ATP binding; DNA topoisomerase type II (double strand cut, ATP-hydrolyzing) activity; DNA binding. The coding region runs from base 253 to 1356 and encodes 367 amino acids. Lineage: Eukaryota; Viridiplantae; Streptophyta; Magnoliopsida; Caryophyllales; Amaranthaceae.